Vombatus ursinus (common wombat) is the source of this 4195-nucleotide messenger RNA. It is a transcript of the gene LATS2, whose product is annotated as large tumor suppressor kinase 2. Gene Ontology annotation, cellular component: nucleus; spindle pole. The record is from RefSeq and is a predicted model, not a curated record. Gene Ontology annotation, biological process: regulation of organ growth; G1/S transition of mitotic cell cycle; peptidyl-serine phosphorylation. Bases 342 to 3713 code for a protein of 1123 amino acids. The transcript has 8 exons. Gene Ontology annotation, molecular function: protein binding; ATP binding; protein serine/threonine kinase activity. NCBI's taxonomy places the organism in Eukaryota, Metazoa, Chordata, Mammalia, Diprotodontia, Vombatidae.
GCCAGCAGCGGCCCAAGCCGCCAGUGCAGUGCUGCUCCGCGCGAGAAACCACCGAGGAGCCGCUGGUCAGCGGCCCCAGCUACCCCUAGACCCCACCCGUCUCUGGAGAUAUAGAUCUGCAAAAUGAGGACUCUAGAAAUUUUUAGGUUCUCUAUAGGAACUAUGAAGAUGGAAGAAAAGAAAAAUUAAAAAGGAAAUUGUUUUUAAAGUAUGUUUACAAGGAACUGAUACUGUUGGCAGUAGAUUGUGGGGGGGGUUUGUUUUGUUUUGUUUUGUUUUGUUUUUGGAAUAAAGUACUUUGAGAAGAUUGUAUUUAUGUUAAAAAGGAAACUGGACUAACAAUGAGGCCAAAGACUUUUCCUGCUACAACUUAUUCUGGAAACAGCAGACAGAGAUUGCAAGAGAUUCGUGAAGGGUUAAAACAGCCUUCCAAGUCCUCUGGUCAAGGGCUAUCCGUUGGACCAGGCAGUGACACCUCCUUGGACACCAAAAUCUUUGUAGUAAAAGAUGCAGCAAGGCAGCAGCAGAUGAAACCUACUCCAAAGUUUGGACCUUAUCAAAAAGCUUUGAGGGAGAUCAGAUAUUCUUUGCUACCUUUUGCUAAUGAAUCAAGCACAGUGGAUGUAAACCGGCAGAUGUUACAGGAGUUGGUCAAAGUAGGAUGUGAUCAGGAGAUGGCGAUAAGAGCACUCAAACAAACAGGUAGUAAAAACAUUGAAGCUGCUCUGGAAUACAUUAGUAAAAUGGGUUAUGUGGACCCGAGAAAUGAGCAAAUUGUGCGGGUCAUUAAGCAGACCUCCUCAGGAAAAGGAAGUGUGCCAAAUAAUGUAACUCGAAGGCCAAGCUUUGAAGGAACAAGUGAAUCUUUUCCAUCCUAUCACAUCAGUAGUGCAGCCUAUGAAGGGACAGGCUUUGGAGUAGAAGGGGCAAACAUGCUGAGUGAUGUGCCCAGGCAGUACAUGGAUUAUCUGCUCUCUGCUCCUCAGCCUUCAGCUCUGACUCCUACAGGACCGAGGCCUCUUGGGGUCAGCCCUCAUAACGCCCCUGGUAGCCAUCAGCACCAGUCCAAAGCGUAUUCUGCAAAUUUGGAGGCUCCAGGCAUUAAUUAUCCAGUUGCUAAUCACAGCAGCCAGGCCCUGCAGCUCCAGCCCUCUCACGGUUCAAACGGCCCACACUAUGGUAGGCCACACAUGACAGUACAGGGAGAACCAAUGGGGUAUGGCAUCCAGAGAAGCCCUUCUUUUCAAAACAAGAUACAACAAGAGGGAGGGUAUGCAAAUCUUCCAAGUAAAGGGCAAGUGGUCCAGAAUAACUCUGGUCACACAUUUCAGCCAGCAGCAACAAGUCUGUACAUGACACAUUCUCAUCAUAAGCAGAGCAGCCCCUCCUCUCACCAGAUGCACAUGAUGGCUGCCCGGAAUCCAGCAUUUGCUAAUGACUUUUCAGACAACCCACCGCAGAGUCUCAUCACCCCAUCUAGAAACAGCCUGAACAUGGACUUAUAUGACAUGAACAACCCUGCAGUUCAGGGAUGGCAGUCAUCUACUCUGUCACGGCGGGAUUCUUUACAAAACCCAAGCCUGGAGGCUUCUCCUCGACCUCACGUCUCAUUCCGGCCUGACGGCCACGUGCCAAGCAGAACUAAUUCAUUCAACAACCACCAACAGCCACCAGUAGCUGUGUCCAUUAGGACAGGACCUGCCAGCAAAACGGAUGCCUCUAUCCCUUCCCCCAAUACUAUCACAGCUGUCACAUCUGCCCACAUCCUGCAUCCGGUGAAGAGUGUAAGAGUCAUGAGGCCAGAGCCUCAGACAGCUGUAGGUCCAUCUCACCCCGCCUGGCUUCCCCCAAAGACACCAGCUGUGGAAGGUUUAGAAAUGAUGGAGCAGCAUCCUCUCCCAAAAGGAAGUCCAAAUGCUUACCCACUGGAUGUUGAUUAUGGCACUCAGGAGCCAAGGUGCCCACCACCUCCAUAUCCCAAGCAUUUGCUCCUUCCAAAUAGUUCUGAGCAGUUUGACAUAAAUAGCCUUUGUGUGGGGGUGGAACAGAGCCUUCGAGGGGUUCCUAACUCAGUAAGCAGUCAGGCUGAGGACAGUGUUGAGAGAAAUGACAAAAGCGGCAAGAAUUCCAAGGUGGAAAAGCCAGGGAAGGAUAUAAAGCAAAUCCAAACUUCUCCUGUCCCUGUUCGUAAGAACAGCAAAGAUGAAGAGAAGAGAGAAUCUCGAAUUAAGAGUUACUCUCCUUUUGCUUUUAAGUUCUAUAUGGAGCAGCAUGUGGAGAAUGUCUUAAAAACCUACCAGCAGAAAAUUAACAGACGAUUGCAAUUGGAGCAAGAAAUGGCUAAAGCUGGUCUCUGUGAAGCUGAACAGGAACAAAUGAGGAAGAUUCUGUACCAGAAGGAGUCUAACUACAACAGGCUGAAGAGGGCCAAAAUGGACAAAUCUAUGUUUGUGAAAAUUAAAACCCUAGGUAUUGGUGCUUUUGGAGAAGUUUGCCUUGCUUUCAAAGUAGAUACUCAUGCCCUGUACGCCAUGAAAACCCUGAGGAAGAAGGAUGUUCUGAAUCGUAACCAGGUGGCUCAUGUCAAAGCAGAAAGGGAUAUCUUGGCAGAGGCAGACAACGAGUGGGUGGUUAAACUCUACUACUCUUUCCAAGACAAAGACAACCUGUAUUUUGUGAUGGACUACAUCCCUGGUGGGGACAUGAUGAGCCUGCUUAUAAGGAUGGAAGUCUUUCCUGAGCACCUGGCCAGAUUUUACAUUGCAGAGUUGACUUUAGCCAUAGAGAGUGUCCAUAAGAUGGGAUUUAUUCACAGAGACAUCAAACCAGAUAACAUUUUGAUAGAUCAUGAUGGUCACAUCAAACUGACUGAUUUUGGACUCUGCACUGGAUUCAGAUGGACUCACAAUUCCAAAUACUACCAGAAAGGGAGUCACAUCAGACAGGACAGCAUGGAACCUAGUGACCUCUGGGAUGACGUAUCAAAUUGUCGAUGUGGAGACAGGCUAAAGACCCUAGAGCAAAGAGCUAAAAAGCAGCAUCAGAGAUGUUUGGCGCAUUCACUUGUUGGAACUCCAAACUACAUUGCCCCUGAAGUUCUCCUUCGUAAAGGGUAUACUCAGCUCUGUGACUGGUGGAGCGUUGGUGUGAUCCUCUUUGAAAUGCUAGUGGGGCAACCCCCUUUCCUGGCCCCAACUCCCACAGAAACCCAGCUGAAGGUCAUAAACUGGGAAAGUACACUUCACAUUCCAACACAAGUCAAGUUGAGCUCUGAGGCCAGUGACCUCAUUACCAAGCUUUGCUGUGCUGCUGAGAACCGGCUAGGCAGAAAUGGUGCUGAUGAGAUCAAGGCCCAUCCAUUCUUCAGCUCCAUGGACUUCUCUGGUGACAUCCGAAGGCAGCCAGCCCCUUAUGUGCCAAAGAUCAGUCACCCCAUGGACACCUCAAAUUUUGAUCCUGUAGAUGAAGAUGGUCCUUGGAAUGAUGUCAGUGGGGAUAGCACUAAGGCCUGGGACACUCUGACUUCUUCCAACAGUAAACACACGGAGCAUGCCUUUUAUGAGUUUACUUUCAGAAGGUUCUUUGAUGACAAUGGGUAUCCAUUUAGAUGCCCAAAACCUUCAGGAAUUGAAGCCACACAGUUGCAGAACUCAGACAUAGAAAACAAAGAGAUGGUGGAUCAGACUGGAGACUGUCAACCUGUGUAUGUGUAAAUGAUUACAUAGCAUGCCCCAGACAGUCUGGGUAUUUAGAUAUAAGGAGGGCCUCAAAGCUGAUCCUGUAACAGACACGCUUGGAAGUUGAGGUUAAUUUUGUUGUAAAUAAGUACUUCGAUUACUACACUUGAAAUUCUGGUCUUCAAAAAAAAAAUGCUUUGCAAGUCAAGCAGUUCUUCAUUUCUAGACUCUGGUUUGUGUGAGAUCAACACCACUCACACAGAUAGACAUUUAAAGACAAUUCACAGCAUUAAACAAUAUUUUUUAAAAUUUAGUACAGUUUAGAAAGAGCACUUAUAUUUUGUUUAAAUCAAUUUUUUUCCUACUAAAUUAUAGGGAUUAACUUUGACAAAUCAUGCUGCUGCUGUUAUUCCUUUUUCUACAUUGGUAUUUUAGCCAUAGCACUUAUUUCACAUUUAGGAAAAUCAUUAAAAACUGAAGAACAUGAUGGGAAAAUCUCUGUGCAAUAAUGUAAAAAA